AUGCUGACCUUGCCGCUGGACGAGACGCCGGAGAAGCGGUUCCGGGGCGGCUUCUGUCUCGAGCACCAGGUCAGCAGGCCGCACCGCGAGCCUGCCGUCAAACCGGAGCCCCGCGCGGAGCUCGGCAAAGCCCCGGGGGCCGAGCCGGACUCGGGGAGAGACGGGGGGGAGAGAGAGGAGGCGGAGGGGGAGGCGGAGGGGGAGGCGGAGGGGGGGGCGGGGGGCCGCUUUGACGGCGGCCUGCCGCGGCGCCGGGGUCCGCGCCGGAAGAAGAUGAGCCAGGCCCGCGUGGACCGCGUUAAGCUGCGGCGCGUCGAGGCCAACGCGCGCGAGCGGAAUCGCAUGCACGGGCUGAACAGCGCGCUGGAGCGCCUGCGCAGGGUGGUGCCGUGCUCCACCAGGACGCAGAAGCUGUCCAAGAUCGAGACGCUGCGGCUGGCCAAGAACUACAUCUGGGCUCUGUCGGAGGUCCUCGCCGCCGGGAAGAGGCCGGACCCGGUGGCCUUCGUCCAGACGCUGUGCAGGGGACUUUCUCAGCCCACCGCCGGCCUGCUGGCCGGCUGCCUGCAGCCCACCGCCGCCGGCCUGGUGGUGGCCGGCUGCCUGCAGCCGAGCCGCAGCACGGAGCGCGGCGGGGAGGCCUCCUUCCCCGGCGGGGAGGCCUCCUUCCCCGGCGGGCCCUUCCACGCCGUCUACCCGUCUUACCGGCACCGCCACGGUGCCGAGGGGGGGCCCCCCUCGGGCCACGGGAGCAGCACCGCGGACAGCGGCAAGCCCUUCCGGCCCUAUAGCGCCUACUGCGGCGGCGCCUACGAGUCCUACUACGAGAGCGCGUCGCCCGACUGCUCGAGUCCCCCCCUCAGCCCCCCCCUCGUCAGCUUCAACGGCAUCUUCUCCCUGAAACACGAACAGCCUGCCGACUACGGCGCGAGCUGCCACUACGCCACGCGCCGCUGCGCGGUGGCGUCCGGGAGAAGCGCCCUCGGCGGCCAGAGCGCCGUGGCGAGAGGGUCCUCCGCAGACCUCCACGUCCCGUACGACCUCCACCUCAGAAGCCAGCUCUGCUCGGUCCAAGACCAGCUAAACACGCCUUUCCGUAAUUAG
Messenger RNA from Lampris incognitus (smalleye Pacific opah), 1104 nucleotides. Its product is annotated as neurogenic differentiation factor 6-A-like. The transcript has a single exon. The record is from RefSeq and is a predicted model, not a curated record. Lineage: Eukaryota; Metazoa; Chordata; Actinopteri; Lampriformes; Lampridae. Gene Ontology annotation, molecular function: protein dimerization activity. Bases 1 to 1104 code for a protein of 367 amino acids.